CGGCGCGGCCGGGGCCGGGGCCGCUGCGGGCCAUGGCGGGGGGCGGCGGGGGGGCGGCCGGCCGCGCCCGGCUGCUGGCCGUGCUGCUGGCCGGGCUGCUCGGCGGGGCGCGGGGCUUCGGCGACGAGGAGGAGCGGCGCUGCGACGCCAUCCGUAUCGCCAUGUGCCAGAACCUGGGCUACAAUGUCACCAAGAUGCCCAACCUGGUGGGGCACGAGCUGCAGGCGGACGCGGAGCUGCAGCUCACCACCUUCACGCCCCUCAUCCAGUACGGCUGCUCCAGCCAGCUCCAGUUCUUCCUGUGUUCAGUUUAUGUGCCAAUGUGCACAGAGAAGAUUAACAUCCCCAUAGGUCCUUGUGGAGGCAUGUGCCUCUCUGUCAAAAGAAGAUGUGAACCUGUUUUAAAAGAAUUUGGGUUUUUCUGGCCAGACAGCCUAAACUGCAGCAAAUUCCCGCCCCAGAAUGAUCACAACCACAUGUGCAUGGAGGGCCCAGGAGACGAAGAGGUUCCCCUUCACAGCAAGACCUCCUUGCAGCCUGGAGAAGAAUGCCACGGCAUGGGAUCUAACUCAGAUCAGUACAUUUGGGUGAAGAGAAGCUUGAGCUGCGUCCUGAAGUGUGGCUACGAUGCUGGUCUGUACAGCAGGUCAGCUAAGGAAUUCACAGAUAUCUGGAUGGCCAUAUGGGCCAGUCUUUGCUUCAUCUCAACUGCUUUCACAGUCCUGACCUUCCUGAUUGAUUCAUCCAGAUUUUCCUACCCAGAGCGGCCAAUCAUAUUUUUGAGCAUGUGCUACAAUAUUUAUAGCAUUGCUUAUAUUGUGAGGCUAACUGUGGGCCGGGAAAGGAUAUCCUGUGAUUUUGAAGAGGCAGCAGAACCUGUUCUUAUCCAAGAAGGUCUUAAGAACACAGGAUGUGCGAUAAUUUUCUUGCUGAUGUACUUUUUCGGGAUGGCUAGCUCCAUCUGGUGGGUUAUUCUGACACUGACGUGGUUUCUGGCUGCGGGACUCAAGUGGGGCCACGAAGCGAUCGAAAUGCACAGCUCCUAUUUCCACAUCGCAGCCUGGGCCAUCCCGGCAGUGAAGACCAUUGUCAUUUUGAUUAUGAGACUUGUAGAUGCAGACGAGCUCACCGGCCUCUGCUAUGUUGGGAACCAGAACCUGGAUGCGCUGACAGGCUUUGUUGUGGCUCCGCUUUUUACCUACCUAGUCAUUGGGACCUUAUUCAUUGCAGCAGGACUCGUGGCCUUAUUUAAAAUCAGGUCUAAUCUCCAGAAAGAUGGAACUAAAACUGACAAACUGGAAAGACUGAUGGUCAAAAUAGGGGUCUUUUCAGUGUUGUACACCGUCCCAGCAACAUGUGUCAUUGCCUGUUAUUUCUACGAAAUCUCCAACUGGGCCAUUUUCCGCUAUUCAGCAGAUGAUUCCAAUAUGGCAGUGGAGAUGCUCAAAAUUUUCAUGUCCCUUCUGGUGGGUAUUACAUCAGGUAUGUGGAUCUGGUCAGCCAAAACUCUGCACACAUGGCAGAAGUGCUCCAACAGACUGGUGAACUCAGGGAAAGUGAAACGGGAGAAGAGAGCAGACGGUUGGGUGAAACCCGGGAAAGGUAACGAGACUGUGGUAUGAGAAAAGGACAGCAUCCCACUGGUCUGACUGCUCUCCUGUGAAGGACUGAUCAUGUGCAAGCAUUGCUCUGUAAAUGUUGGGAAUAGAGUAGGGGGAUGGUUACACAACUUGUCUCUGGGGAUGGGAAAGAAAAAAAAAAGCCUUAAAGAAUAAACAGCAAAAGGAUCAUGCUGCAGAUACAAUAGCCAUAAACCAUGCUGCCCAAAAUAGGAGAGCCCAGGGAGGCUUUAAAAGCUGUGAAAUAGCCAAACAUGUUAUCUUCCUUUUUUAAAUCUUGAACUCUUUAGAAAUGGAGUUGCUGUAGCCCAUGGCUGUGAGAUGAUGUUUUCCUUUCAUCGCCUUACAGCUGAUGGAGGAAAGGCAGGCCAGGGCCAAAUUCUGGGCUUAAUUAGGGUCCAGUUACCAAGUUACCAGAAGGUGGAGCAGGACCUCAGUCAGAUGUCUUCUUUGUGAGUUCAGCAUUGAGAAGGAAGUGCUUGAUGAGGAUUUUGUCUUUAUGCCCUGGGGAGUUCUAGUGUUCCAAUACACUGUACAAUUCAGUCAGGGAUCAUGUCCUGAAACAAAUAGUAAAUGGACUUUCCAGGUCUUGCCCGUGAUGAGUAGGACUUAGUGAGGUAUUAGUGAGGAUGACUUUCCAGUCAUUUAAUGGCCUAAUAAUAAUUUUGACUCAUUCUUUUUGCCAUUUAUAGCCUGGUCUGAAUGGAGAGUUGAUUCUGCCUUGUGGGAAUUUGAACCUCCCUGUGUUUCUUCCCACCUCACUUAUUCUGUGGUUCUAUCAAUAUUUAUAAAAUCUAAAAGCUUUGCUCAAGGCCAUCCUCAGAAGCAGAGGAAUCAGCUCAAAUUGGGAAACUGUGUAUGGUCUUCUGCAUCUAUUAUCAUUAUCCAUCUCCUUCAUUCCUGCCCCUUCAGGUGCUCCUGCUGUUUCUAGCAGACCACUUUAUUCUGCUGCAUCUAUUAGCUUUAAAAAAAGUCUUAACUCUGUAGUGCUCUUUCCUCCAGGAAAGAGAAAAAUUAGUUGAAGGUACCUUCAAACAACACCAUGUUUCUCCAAGCAAACUUACUUGACUCUGGAGACUCAUUGCAUGAAGCAAUUAAGUCUUAAUGUAUUUCAUUCAGUGUGAUGGUAUCUCCUCUGUAGACGCCAGUCUGGGGAGAACCAAAAUGUUAAGUUCCUUGGCAACCUCGUGUUCACACAGAUCAGUUGUAUAAUUAUGUGUGUCAGUUGCAAUUAAAAGAACAUUCUCAGCCCAUGACAUUGCAGUACAGCUGACUGCCUCACAACGAUGCUUCAAUUGCUUACUGACAGCUAUGGAGACGGUUUUUUAAUGUAUAUUUACACACAAAAUUUGAGCAGGCAUUCAGUCCUCAGGAGCAGCAAAGACCUUUCCAGUUUUUGUAAGAGGACCCAAGAAAUCCAACUUUUUGGUGAAUAAUGUUUGAAAAAAAAAUUGCAUUUCUUAUUCUUUUAUUUAAGGAGGCACCAGCUUGUGAUUGUGGGAAGCUGAAUGUAGUGUCAGGGGCUUGUAAGAAAGGUGAUGCAAAUACAAAUAUCCUGGAAGCACUUAAGAGAACACUGUUAUGAUGCUCUAUUCCUUUGAAACACGUUUGGUUUUAUCUAUGUGCCCCAAGCUUUUGCAUCCUUUGUUUGUAUGGAACCUGAUCAGCUGUAAAGCGUCUCCCUGGUGCCCCAGCUCCCAUGAUCUUCCAGAGCAGCUGAGAACAGAUGCUGCUUUAUUAAAGUACUUGUUUUCCACACAGGUGCCCAUGUGCUUCCCAAACCACAGUUCACUCCAGCUCUGGAAGUGAGCACUAAUCCAUCCCAGAAGCAUGUAUUGUUUCAAUGUCAGUGUCGAAACAUGUGCUAGAGAACUUUUUUUUCUUUUACAAACAAAAUCCAGACCCCAAACAAACCCUAAUGGCAGUCUUUGCGGUUGGGCUCCCUCUCCAGCAGAACAAGUGACAACUUGACACAUUCUGUUCAAGACACACAAGCACUGUCUUGGCCAACACCACAUUCCAGCUGGGCCUUUUCACCCUCUCCAUAAAGUCUCUUGCUGUUAGUGUUGUGUUUGGAUCUGGUUAUUCCUUUGUGGAUGGGGAGUUUUGCAAGUGUGAGAUCUUCACAUGGCUGAGCUUCUCCAUCAUGCAGUCUUUCUGCUGGUGCAGUGAGGAAUGUGAAGUCAGCAGCUGUCUGUUGGCUUUCAAGGAGCAAAGAAGCAGUAUGACCCUUUUUUGUAACAUAGUAUUUGGCCGUGCCAAGGUGUCAUGUUCACUCAAGGUGUACUUCACUCUGAAAGGCUUUGGAUACUCUCCUAGCCAAUAAGACCCAUGUUUGAGCAGACUGAUUCAAUAAAUGGCAUUUUUAACCUUGUUAUGUACACAGAAGUGAAUGUUAAAUAGUGCCUUUUUAUGAAAUCCUUGCAUCUCUGCCUGUAACCCUGUGAACUGUUGACAUAGGGAUGUCCCUGGUGAUGUGAGACACAGUGAGCUGCAUGAGGAUGACACUGUGUAGCCCUAGGAGGGACCUAGAGGGAUAUGCCAUUAAAGCAUGUGAGAGAUUCAAAAGCUGUGGGAAAGAGGUGGGCUGGGGGGAGGCACCAGCUGCUGUUUCUUAAGACAUGUCUUUCCCCAGCAGUUGGGGGAAUGCUGUACUGCCCCAAAGUGAAAUUAGUGUUGCAUCAAUUAAACCAUUCCAUUGAUAUAUUCACCCCCAUGCAUUUACCUGGCUCCAUGUCAGGGCUGUGCAAGUGGCAAGACCCAGCAGACAGCCUAAAAACUGGCGCUUGCGAAGAGCAGGUAUCAGCAACUCCGAAGUUCUCUCAUUUCAACAUUGUUACGAGCUUAAAGCCAUAAGCGGUGUGACUAAUCCUGUCUCGGAAAUGCAGUUGCUGUGGUUAUCCAAGCAAAAACGUUGCAGGCGUUUCCUUCGAUUGCGCAGUCCCUGCUCCCAUCUCCCCCCUCUGUGUGUGCUCUUGGCACUGCAGGUUUCACAAGCAUCUGCCAGAGAGGUACAAGCUUAACUCUUACAUUAAACAGACAAGUUAGCUCCUUUCUCUGAGUUUUAAGGAAAUAGACACUGAUUAUUUUGGGGUGUACAGAAAAUAUAUCUACUUCAAUGUAUGUACUGUAAAUUUCUAAUUUAUCACUGUAAAAAAACCAAAACAACUUUGCUAUUUAAUUUUUAUAUCAAAAUAAAACUUUAACCUCUAUGGAUAACUAAAGAAUUCCUGGCAGCCUUCACAUUUUUGGUGAGUUUGUUUCUUAAAUAGGCUUCAGCAUUGUUGGAAGUGCUUUUUUGUCCUGAAGGAAGAAGGACUGAAAUGUUCAUGCUGUAGUGAGAGGAUGCUUUGAAUGGGUUAAUCCAGCGUGGUUUGGAUCUAAUAAUUGAGAACAAGACAUCCUUGGGCAACAGUGAAAGUAUUUUCAUGUUUCUGCUCAUUGGGUGGACAGAAACCCUUUCAAAGACAGCACGCAGGUCCUGAGUGCUGGCUGGGGCUGCAGCUGGAGCUUUGCUGUUGUGGGAGCAUGUCCUCAAAGCCCAACUGGAAGGCAAGGCAGAAACAUGGCCCGCUGCUGCUCUAGCACUUCUGUGAUGUGACUCCAGAGAACAGCAGCACCUCCUGUAAGGCUCCUUUUCUUCCAAGUCUUAUUGAACACGUACAUCCAAAGCGUGAGUGCUCAGAUCCAGAGCAUAUGGUGGAGGAGGACAGCAUCACCACCGGUCUGUUCAGUGUAUGGGAACUAUUAGUGCCUUUUGGAAGGGGAAAAUCCUAAUCUUAGUACCUGCUUGAAAUGAGUUCAUUCCUAUGGGUGAUUUCAGUGAUUUCAACCCUUCAGAGGACAGAUUCAUUUGAAUGUCUACAUGGCUUUCUAAAGACUUAGGCCUAUUAAUGCUCUACUUUUCUUUCCUGUUUGUCAUUUCUGUUCACAGUUGUGAUGUAUGGGAACAGCAAGGAGUUGCCUUUUGUGUGCAUCCCUCACCAGUUUCUUUUGACACUGACAGAACAGUAUGCAAUAUAAUUACUUAAACCCACGUAAUUGUCUCCAUCAUGAAACAAUCUGUGUGCGAGAUUAUUUAAUUAGCAGAAUGUUAUUCCAAUAAGAACCUAAAUCAGACUAGAGUGGAUAAUAGUGAGGGUGUGCUAUAAAAAAAGAGUAGCAACUAUCACCUGUGUAUCUGUAGCUAAUCAAGUUUUGAAGAGCAGCAUCUAAACCUGGUAAUUAUGAGUGAUUUGCUCAUGCCUUUGGCAGCUCAUCAUUGUAAUGUUCUCAGGCUGGUGAUUAAUGCGAUCUCUCAAACUUAUCCUAAUGAGUCUUUAAUAAAGCUACCGUUAACUGUAACAAACAUCAAAGAGCUUCUAGGGGAAGGAGUAGGAUCUCCCUCUUGUUCAUACCACCUGAAAACCUCAGGUGUGGCAUUCAAGAUGAGGUUGGCUGCUCGAGUUCUCUCUCACGGGUGCUUGCCUUUGCACAGAUCCCUCAGAGCAUCACCUAUGAAGUGACAGUGGAUUGCUGCAGUGGCUCUGAAUGGUAAGCAAGCUCCCCAGGCCACAGAGAUGACAAAUCUGCUCAGGUUUGCCUGUUGAGGGAAGUAUGUGUUUGUAUGCGAUGCUCACAAAAAAAUAACAUUUAUGAGAA
Molecule: messenger RNA, 6260 nt
Organism: Motacilla alba alba
Lineage: Eukaryota; Metazoa; Chordata; Aves; Passeriformes; Motacillidae
Gene: FZD4
Product: frizzled class receptor 4
Exons: 2
Coding region: 33-1622 (529 amino acids)
Biological process (GO): canonical Wnt signaling pathway; non-canonical Wnt signaling pathway; retina vasculature morphogenesis in camera-type eye
Cellular component (GO): plasma membrane
Molecular function (GO): Wnt receptor activity; Wnt-protein binding
Source: RefSeq, a predicted model, not a curated record